AUGUGCACCAACAUAGUUUACGAGUGGCUGAAAGCGCUGCAGCUCCCGCAGUACGCGGAGUCCUUCGUGGAUAACGGCUACGAUGACCUGGAGGUGUGCAAGCAGAUCGGGGACCCGGACCUGGACGCCAUCGGGGUGCUGGCGCCCGCGCACCGGCGCCGCAUCCUGGAGGCCGUGCGCCGGCUGCGGGAGCAGGACGCCGCCGCCGCCGGCCUCUACUUCACGCUGGAGCCGCAGCCGCCGCCCGCGCCACCCGGGCUGCCCGCGGUCGCCGUCCCCACUCGCCGCCGGGGGGAGCCUUGCGGCGGCCAGGCCCAGGGCCCCCGCGGGGACCCCCGCAGCCAGACGACCGCCCCUCGCGGCAAGGAGCUGGUGAGCUACCCGAAACUGAAGCUGAAGAUCAUGAUCAGGGAUAAGCUCGUCCGCGACGGCAUCCACCUGAGCAAGCCCCCGUACUCCCGCAAGGUCCCAAUGGCUGGCAUCCUAGAGUUCUUAAUGAAUUGGCCGAAGUCAUCACAGAACCGCUAG
Physeter macrocephalus (sperm whale) is the source of this 528-nucleotide messenger RNA. RefSeq names its product sterile alpha motif domain containing 5 (gene SAMD5). The record is from RefSeq and is a predicted model, not a curated record. The transcript has 2 exons. NCBI's taxonomy places the organism in Eukaryota, Metazoa, Chordata, Mammalia, Artiodactyla, Physeteridae. Gene Ontology annotation, molecular function: protein binding. Bases 1 to 528 code for a protein of 175 amino acids.